Molecule: messenger RNA, 776 nt
Organism: Opisthocomus hoazin
Lineage: Eukaryota; Metazoa; Chordata; Aves; Opisthocomiformes; Opisthocomidae
Source: RefSeq, a predicted model, not a curated record
AUGAACCUGCGGUGCGUUCGCCCCCGGCCGGGAGGGGCGUGCGGGCUGCGGCCGCUGCUGAGCAGGUUUGCGUGUUUCUGCUUUCGGCCGAAGGAGCUCGAGCAGCUGGCGAAGGAGCAGGAUAAGGAGUCGGAGAAACAAGCCUUACUGCGGGAGGUGGAGAACCAUAAGAAGCAAAUGCUCAGCAAUCAGGCAGCUUGGAGGAAGGCGAAUCUGGCUUGCAAGCUGGCUAUCGACAACUCUGAGAAAGAUCAGCUGCUGCAGGGAAGAGACUCCUUGAGACAAAGGAAGACUACAAAGGAGAGCCUGGCAGAGAGUGCAAGUAACAUCACAGAGAGUCUGAUGGGCAUUAGCAGAAUGAUGUCACAGCAAGUGCAGCAGAGCGAGGAGACGGUGCAGACCCUAGCCAAUUCUUCACGAACCAUCCUGGAAGCAAAUGAAGAAUUUAAGUCCAUGUCUGGGACAAUUCAGCUGGGGCGAAAGCUAAUAACAAAGUACAAUCGCAGGGAACUGACGGACAAGCUGCUAAUCUUUCUCGCUCUUGCCUUAUUCCUGGCCACGGUGCUCUAUAUUUUGAAAAAAAGACUCUUUCCAUUUUUGUAAAAUUCCAAGGCUAAACUGAACUAUUACAAAAGAUCAGAAAGAGAUGGCAUAAUAACGGGAGGGCUUUUAAAUAAAAUAAUAAAGGGAUAUUGCAAUAGCUGAAAGAGCAUUAGAGCAGGCAUGACUUUAUACUGUCCCCCUGAAGCAUGCGACCUGCCUAAGAAGAGCUUGAA